Messenger RNA from Dermacentor albipictus, 1416 nucleotides. Its product is annotated as alanyl-tRNA editing protein Aarsd1-B. Gene Ontology annotation, biological process: alanyl-tRNA aminoacylation; regulation of translational fidelity. The record is from RefSeq and is a predicted model, not a curated record. Lineage: Eukaryota; Metazoa; Arthropoda; Arachnida; Ixodida; Ixodidae. Gene Ontology annotation, molecular function: nucleic acid binding; alanine-tRNA ligase activity; Ser-tRNA(Ala) deacylase activity.
GCUCGCAACGAUUGCUCUUCACGCAUGUGCAGAAAGAGCGGUUAAAUCCGAUUUUGUUGUGCUCUUGCAAAAACGUCAAGCGCUUUUCAUUCAUAAUGAUAUUUGCGUGUCAGAAGGACAGCUACCUUAGGAGUAUUAAAACUAGGGUAAUUGCCUGCAAUCCUGUAAUUGACAGAUCCGCGCAGAAUGUAUAUGAACUCUUGUUUGAGGAUACCGUGCUGUUUCCUGAAGGAGGGGGGCAGCCCGACGACCGUGGUUUGGUUGGUGAUGUCCCUGUGUUGCGCGUGUUCAGGCGAGGCGGAGAAGCUAUCCACGUCGUUCGCUCUCCCAUUGCAGUCGGUGCAGAAGUGGAGAUGAGCGUCGACUGGAAUCGUCGCUAUGACCACAUGCAGCAGCAUUCUGGCCAACACCUGAUCACUGCGGUGGCUGAGCAAGGAUUCGGCUUUCUGACGACAUCGUGGAACUUGGGUGAAGAAAUAAGCUUCAUUGAACUAGAUGCCUCAAAGGAAAUUAAGAAUGAAGACAUCCAGACAUUGGAAUCGCUAGUGAACGAGAAGAUAAGACAAUGCCUUCCCGUGUGUGUUAAUCUUUACGAACCUGGAUCCGACAAGCUGCAGUCUGUUCGAACCAGAUUGAAAUUGCCUGACGGAGGAGACAUAAUUCGUGUGGUGACCAUUGAAGGUGUGGACUCGAACACUUGUUGUGGGACCCACGUCUCCAACUUGAGCCAUCUACAAAUGAUUAAGUUGAUGUACACGGAAAAGGGCAAGCAGGGAAAAACAAACCUUUACUUUCUAGUUGGAAACAGGGUUCUGAAGUACCUGGACAAAACAUUUUUGCGAGAGAAAGCAAUAACUUCCCUGUUAAAAUGUGGCCCCAAUGACCAUACAUCGAUGAUUGAGAAGCUCAACAAAUCUCUUAAGCUCGCCAACAAAAAUUCACUCACUGUGCUGCGAGACCUGGCAGUUGCCGAAGCAAGACUGCUGAAGCAGCAAGAACCACUGCCGGCAUUCCACACAUUUCAUAGACGAGAAGCAGACGCCGAGUUCAUGGCAAUAUUCGCAAAUGAACUGGCAGACAAAGAUGUUUUGCUGUUCCUGACUUGUGGUGAUGAGAAGGGCAGUGGCCAGUUCUUGGUAUCUGGCCCGGAAAACAUAGUGUCUGCCAUUGGGCCCAAGGUAUGUGAGCUGCUAGAUGGCAAGGGCUUCUUCAAGCACCAGAAGUUUCAAGGAAAGGCAUCUGCUCUUUCAGGAAGAGGGAAGGUGGAGAAACUUUUGACAGAUCUACUGAGGUCUGCCAGUAAAUAGUGUGGGUGGCACCAAGAAGCUUUGGUUUGUAAACGUGUCUGGGGUAAGAAAGUAUUUAAAGAAAGCCAGUAGCUUUUAAUCUUGUACAAAUAAAUUAUUUUUUGUUAAA